GCCAAUGAACUCCUUCGUCGUGAGCUCGAGAAUCGUUUGCGUGCUCCUCUUCCGGGUGAGCAGCAGACCGUUGUGGUUUCAGAAUGUUCUGGAGUGCACGACUGCUUAAGGUGACUUUCGAAUGCUGCAUAAGUAUGACACUCAAGCUAAGAGGAAAGCAAUGGGAAACAACAAUAUCACUCAAUAUGAUACGAAUGUUACGUCAAAAGCUGGAACCGAAUGGAGAGGUCGAAGAAAAGUGGAAAUGAUGAGAGGUCGGUUAAUUUUGGAAGUGAACAUCCUCGGGACGAUCAUCCUGUUCUUGGUGAGGUUGAACGUCGAUGUUCGCAAGGGAAUACCCUUAAUGAUGCUGAGAACAUGNUUGGAAGUGAACAUCCUCGGGACGAUCAUCCUGUUCUUGGUGAGGUUGAACGUCGAUGUUCGCAAGGGAAUACCCUUAAUGAUGCUGAGAACAUGGUUGUGGAGAGGGGUGGAGAUGAUUGUCGUGUCGAUGGGGAUGGUUUGCGUAGAGAUGGCUCGGUGCCAGCAGAACCCGUCAUUUUUGCCCUGGCCCCACUGGAACCUAGUAAAAUGCAGUCGAAUGGAUGCUUUAUGUGCGGCAAUUCAAAGGCAUCUGUUCAGCUAUUUCCAUGCAGCCAUGUCACUUGCUUCCGGUGCACAAGAGAACUCCAGCUGAAUGUGCUGCCCGAUAGUUUGACUUCGAAAGGUGGAUGGAAACUGCAUUCGCAAAUCCAGUCUCUGAGAGGUAGCUUUUCUUCAUGCCCCAUUUGCCGACAUGUCCUAGGAGGAGGUGAUCAAGGAGGAAAUGGUUCGAAAAUUGCGAAAGCUAACAGCAGUCAUGGACUUGGCGACCGCGUGGAUACUUCUAGCUCAGGAAGGCCACAGGAUGGCCGGAUUGAAGUAGUAGCUGGGUUGAGUGGUGGGGAGUGUGGUGGAGGUGGAGUACUGAAGUCCCGCCGAGGUGGUGGGGAGGGGAUGGGGGAGACAGGCGGGGGAUGUGGCGUCAAGCAAGCGCUGAUAUUGAGCGGGUGCACAGCAGCGACGGUGAAUAGAGGUGGGUCUGGGAAUUCAGGCGGGGGAUGUGGCGUCAAGCAAGCGCUGAUAUUGAGCGGGUGCACAGCAGGGACGGUGAAUAGAGGUGGGUCUGGGAAUGCAGUGGGAAGUAGUGUCUCUAAUAAAGAUGGUCCUGGAACGCCUGUUGCAUGGCAUUCUGUCAAAGGGGAAAGCGAUUCCCGAGCUGUAGGAAAGCCGGGUCCACGACCGCCGUCCGAUCUGGAUUCUGAGUGGCCAACGUUGGAAGCAGCAGUCAGCGUUUCGUCAUCUGGUAAGCGCAGCUCAGGCCCAGGCCCAGUUCGAAGCAACGGGAGGCAAGGCUCCAAAGCAUGGUCGGUGAAGAGUCGCAGCGCAAGCUCUGGGGCAACUGGCCUCACUUCUGCUGGAGGAAGUGCCGAGGAUGGUGCCUGUGAUGAUGAUACAAAUGCAGCCGCUGUGGCUUUGAAACUGCCCAGCUCUGGAGCGCAGCCUCUGAUCAGUCAGAGUGCUGGCAGCAUAGGUUCUAUUGAAAAGAAAGAUGCGAUGGUGGAAUCGGCGGUAGCGGAUAGUGUGGGGUUCAAUAAAAAUGCCGGGUCCAGCCGAUUAAUGAGUGUGUGGUCGGCGCGGCCUUUGCAGGAGUUUCCCUGGCCAAGCAUGUCAGUCCUGGACCAGGCGCUGUCACAGCCUCGAGCAUCCAGUUCUGAGCAGAUUAAUCCAUCUUACACACAAAGCUUGUCCUCCGUGCCACCAGUCUCUGCACAGGGUGCUCUUGCUGCGGGAUUGAGUGCAUCGGCUGCGGGGGGACUACUCCAAUUUGAUUGCGCACAAGGAAGUGAAAGUGGUGAUAGCUGCUGUAUACCAACCCAGGGGGGUGGCUCCUUGUCUGUAAUGAGGCAAGGUUGUCCGAGUGUGGUCCCAUCUCGAGAGGACGUGGAUUGGGCCCAGCGACUCCAGGAUGUUCCUUUUAGUGUGUCAAAACAAUUGCCCACAGUUGAAGGGCUGGGACAUAGCCCUGGCCAUGUACAUUCUACUCCGCAGUUACAGUUUCACGCAAAUGGCAAUGGUGUGGUGGAGUCUAAGCAGACGACAGAGGAGGGUGGCGGCGGGUAUGGAUUAUGGGUGCAUGAGGGUUUUAUGGGGAUUGGGGCCCUGGAGGUGAGGCAGCGGAAUGGCUUUGAGGUAGGUGUUCAAUCGCUGCAAAGCCGGUGGUCACCGCCACCAGAGACUGAGGGGUUAAUCCCUUCAGUGGUAUGCCACAAAGUUGGUUAUUGCUGGGAUCAUCUUUCCAAACCUUGGAGAAUCACAGCAUAAACCUAUCUUAGUAUCUUCCGUCUUAUCUCAUUUAGGAUCUCUUCCCCCCCCCCCCCUCUUUGUUUGCAAUUUGUGCAUGGGAUGGUCAUGGUGGUGUAUGGGAUCCCUUGUUUACUUAACCAUAUUUGGCUGCAUCUUCUGCUGGCACGCUAAAAAAUGCCCACUGGUCAGUCUCUAGAUAGGGACAGAGAUCGGCAUGCAAUACUCUCUUUCACUUGGGGCCCUUUUUACCCCCAUUUCUACCUCAGCGCUGUUCUGUGUCUUCUGAGUCCCUCGCUGAGGCAGGAGAUUGCAGUGAUUUGGGGGAAGCCUGCACGGCCAGAGGAAAGCUUGGAAUCCUGUGGACAGGAAGUCAUUGUACAGCUCUAUCUAUAUUUCCAGAAUUCUUGUGCAGUAACUUUUUCAACAUGUGGUUUCCCUGGCUUCAGCCAUUUGUGUUAUUAAUCGCUUCUUCAGUGAUGCUUGUGUUUAAUUAUUCGGAUCUUUCGUAAAACGAAGCACGGCAUGAGCCAGUAGAGUACAGUGUUGUAUUUGUGGAUGUAUCCACUGAACACCUCCAUGCAUGUGCUUAUUCGUCAUAGAUGCAGAGUCCUUAACUGGACGCAUCAUCAGUCCGGGCGUUCUGAAUUCGUUUCCGGGGCCAGGUGCCCAUACCACUGGUUGGUUAAUUCACUGCAUCUAAGCUCACCACCCCUCAGCCGGUCCUUCCAUUGCCCUCUGUGCCCCCCUUGCCUGCAGGAUCCCACGUUUGACUGUCUUUCCUUUGCCUUUGCCUUUUCUAUUUAACGGCUGCACUGUGCCUAUUUCUUCGUGCGCACCAUAGUCUCUAUAUGCAAAUGUCAAUGUUCCUAGUGGCAUGUUCGGUAGAUUGGCCUCCUGGUGUGUGUGUGUGUGCGUGUGCGUGUGCGUGUGUGUGCGUGUGCGUGUGUGUGCGUGUGUGUGUGUGUGUGUGUGUGUGUGUGUGUGUGUGUGAGAGAGAGAGAGAGAGAGAGAGAGAAAUGGGGAUCAGAACAUAGCAUGAGGAGUGGAGGAAGGUGUGUUUAUCAGAUUGUUGGCAGUGGAAUGCACUCGAAUUCUUCUGCCAAUGGCAGUUGACAGUGAAAUGCAAUGGAAUUCUCUGCACUAUUGGCAGUGCUGCUGGUUCAUCCUCGUCAGCUUACCCUUCCCUCUCUUUCUGGUGGUUAGAUAUGACAGUUAGUCUGCAUUGGAUACAACAUCAAGGGCACCUAAAUGCUGUCUUGCUAAACUGUGGGCUUCAUGGCAUCAAGGGGCGGUGGAAUUUCUUCUGGUGGGUAUUCUAGAUAGCUGUUCAUCAGGUUACUGCUUGUAAAAAGCGCUGCGAGGGCCUGUUUCCUGCCAUGCCGCGUGUUAAUCGUAUUGGUGUCCGUCUGUCUUCACUUUUGGAGACUGUCCCAGCCGUAG
This is a messenger RNA of Chara braunii, 3765 nucleotides long. The record is from the annotation of a GenBank genome assembly. Lineage: Eukaryota; Viridiplantae; Streptophyta; Charophyceae; Charales; Characeae.